ACCAGGCACAACAGCACGACGGAAGGUAAAUGGUAAACAUUGUCCUGCUUGUUAUAGUUUACAACGACUACUUUCACGAGACUCGAGUAACUCACCACAACUGACUGAAAGCUACAUACAGGUAUAUAUACUUUAUUUUUCGCGACAUUACAAGCUGACAAGGAUUUGUCUGACUUCCUUAAUCGCUCCGAGAAGACUGGAAACUAUCCCAACUGACUGGAGCUAUAAUUAAUCUGAAACCUCGUCUCAGCAUGGCGAGUAACCUCGUCUCGAAGCUGCUCCGUCCGCCAUUCCUCACACAAUUUUCGUCCCUCCGGUCAGGCUGCUUGCCCCGGGGACAGGCGGCGGCGGUGGCGACGGGGACCAGACACUCCUCCAGCGACGCUCCUCCGGAGAAAAUCAGCCGCUAUCCAGUUCCUUACAAGAAAGACUUACCUUAUGAUAUUGUGGAGCUCAUGGAGGAAGUGGAGUCAAAGGGAGGCUUUUUGCCCAAUGUCUUCAAAGUCCUCUCUCACAGGCCAUCAGAGUUCAGAGCCUUCUUCGCCUACUACAGCGAGCUGAUGAACAAAGAGACAGGCAGAUUAACCAAAGCAGAUCGUGAACUGAUCGUAGUGGCGACCAGUAUCCACAACAAGUGUCUUUACUGUGUGGUGUCCCACGGUGCGCUGCACCGCAUCUACUCCAAGAAACCCACUCUUUCUGAUCAGGUCGUUGUUAACUAUGAGAACGCGGAACUGGCCCCUCGAGAGCGAGCCAUGCUGGACUUUGCAAUGGCAGUGUGCCGCUGCGACACCAUCACAGAGAAGCACUUUGAGUCUCUGGAGGAAGUUGGCUUUGACCGCGAGGAUGCCUGGGACAUUGCUGCCAUAGUGGCUUUCUUUGCCAUGUCCAACCGACUCGCACACCUCACCGACAUGAGGCCAAACCAAGAAUUUUUUAACAUGGGCCGUAUGCCACGGGACAAGAGCAAGGACAAGGCAGGAGAUGGCAAGUGAAACAAAAGUGGAGUUAAAGGUGAGAUUAUCAAAUGUCAAAGAUCAUAUGAGACCCAUCUGCACAAAAUCAGUCGCAUUGCACCUUGGGCUAUUAUGCGUAAACAAAAGUGCCAUGUUGCUACCACAUUACACAAAUCACAGGACAGGACUGGCUGGCAGUGACACAUUGCUUGCGGCACCUGCGCACAAGGGAUUUACGUGGCUUCUUUCUGGUGUUACCGCUCAUGCACGCUGACAGUAUGUGACAGCAAUAUGGAGCGAAGUAUUAUUACGCCCUGUAAUAUUACAUACUACCUACAUGUAGAAAACAACUAAAUGGACCGAUCUAAGUAAUAAACUCAAAAUCAUUAUUUUAUCAUGUGUUAACGUAAUUCAGGCUGUAUCUCGGAUAUAGCCCAAGGCACACUGCGACUGAUUUCAUGCAGAUGGGUCACAUAUGUGACACUGACAGUAUGUUCACUCUGCAGCAAAAAAAUAUCUCAGUCCUUUUUUAUGUUCUUAUCUUUCCCUGUCAUGUGAACGAUCAGAUGUUUUCUGAUGUAUGGUGAAAUAAGAUGCAAUAUCAGAUCUAUGGGUUUGCAACCCUAAAAGCGAAUACAUUUGAAUGUUAACAACUGCAACUACUGAAUGACUACAACUACAAACUAACAUGGAAACAAAGUGAGACAACAGAUGUUAAUAUUUUAGUAAAUGUUCAAAAUCAAUCAGAAGUCUCACAUUGUAUCCAAAGUGUUUUUAAAAAAACCUGCAGGAUUGUUUGAUGUUACAGCCUUCCACUGUAAACAUAACCCUAAACAUGUUACUGUCUUUAUAAUCCUUACUUGUACAAUAUACAGCAUGAGAAAGACUCCAGAUUUUAAAGACUUAAAAGAGACAAUCUGAGUUUGUGACAUGUAUACCGUACCCUUAUGUAUGUGUGUUGUGGGAGCAGUCAUGGAUUAUUUGGUGACUUCAUUUAAACAAUUUGCCACUGUGUUUAAAUGUAGCCAUAAUGUCUGUUUAUUUAGAUGUUUUAAAUUGUAGGUGGUUCACUUGACACUUUAAGCUGUGUAAGAUUUAGUUGCGAAGUGUAACUGAAAAGUGCUUUCCUGAGUCGUUCCUGUGUCUUCUAAAUAAAACGAAUAAAAACAUCAAAAUUCUUUAUACUUAAGAUUUAACACUAUGUUUCAACUUUGUGGCUGAAAUAAAAAAAAUAAGACAGUAA
Molecule: messenger RNA, 2199 nt
Organism: Stegastes partitus (bicolor damselfish)
Lineage: Eukaryota; Metazoa; Chordata; Actinopteri; Pomacentridae
Exons: 5
Coding region: 252-995 (247 amino acids)
Molecular function (GO): peroxiredoxin activity
Source: RefSeq, a predicted model, not a curated record